Molecule: messenger RNA, 7866 nt
Organism: Nanorana parkeri
Lineage: Eukaryota; Metazoa; Chordata; Amphibia; Anura; Dicroglossidae
Product: interferon-induced very large GTPase 1-like
Exons: 5
Coding region: 1-7866 (2621 amino acids)
Molecular function (GO): GTP binding
Source: RefSeq, a predicted model, not a curated record
AUGAAGCAAAAUCCCGUCUCUACCAAGAGGGCCGCCUACAGACAGAGACACAGUACAGAACAAGGCAUGUGUCCCUCGUCCCCAAGCUCCACCUCGGGGAGAUAUGCCAGCAGGGGUUGUCAGGAGCGAGGCGAGCUGGGGGUGGGGAAAACGCUGCAUUAUAGGAAACCAAAAGUGAAACUAUUUCUGCAAAGUCCUGAAAAGAGGAAACAUCUGCCGGAGCAACAGACCAUCCCGGAGCGACAGACCAUCCCGGAGCGACAGACCAUCCCGGAGCGACAGACCAUCCCGGAGCGACAGACCAUCCCGGAGCGACAGACCACCCGGAGCGACAGACCACCCCGGAGCGACAGACCAUCCCGGAGCGACAGACCAUCCCGGAGCGACAGACCAUCCCGGAGCGACAGACCAUCCCGGAGCGACAGACCAUCCCGGAGCGACAGACCAUCCCGGAAUCCCAAUCCCUCCCUCAUCCAGAUCCCAAUCCUUCUGCCUUCCAUUCCUCCUCAGUUGUCCCUUUUUAGAUUAGAGGAGCCGCCCCGACUGAGGACAGACGGCACUAGAAUGGCGGACAGAGGGACGGACUCAGAAGCUCCAGCCCUGUCUGAAGAGUCUCAGGAGGCAGCGAGACACGGGACUCCGGCAAACACAGAGCUUAGCACAAAACCUGAUAAAGUUAAAGGCAAACCUGCAAAAACGCAGCUCGGCAAAAAGCUUGAUGAGUUUGCACUCAAACCAGACAAAUGGCUUCCGCAUUUCCAGCAAGUCCUGGGAGUGGAAGACAUUCAGUCCUUGCAAUAUUUGGGUACGGAGGACUACCUCAAGAUUGCGGAGUACACAGAAUAUUCAUGGGAAAAACAAGCGCUAAAGAAGCUCUUAAAUAUAGAAGAUCCUCAGACUGCCAAGAAGAUAAAACUAGCUGAACAGGCCACAAAGAGGAAAGAAAAUCAAGAGAAAGCCAAGAAAGGAAAAGAGGAAACUAAAAAUUUGCUGAAGGAAACCAAAACUAGGAAUGAGAACAUUGCUAAAUCAGAAGCUGAGAUCUUAAAGAAGAACAAAGACAAAUCGGUAAAAUCCCCCAAGCCGCUGGAAGAAAUGAUGGAAAAAUUGCACAAGGAGCUGACCACAACAGCGGGAUCAGCUCCCAAUCAGGUCAACCUAUCGGAUGCAGAUCUUCUAUACCAGGCUUCAGGUGGCCUUGCUUUGGAAGGCAUUUACAUGACAAAGAGGCAGGAGGAUGUUCUAAUGAAACGGGAAAGACUUCUCGAUGUUCCAAGUGGGAUUGCUAUCGCUGGGCCUCUGCAGCAGCCUGUGCUUAAACAGCAAGAGUUCUCAUCCUCUGAUGAAGAAUCAAACUUCCAACAAUCAAUGGAGAAGUUGGGUUUCAGUAUUACUACUGCAGCUAAAGGUGGCUUCUGGGGAUUCCAAGCCGAGGCCAGUUUUGGCCACAGCUCAACCAGCAUGUCAAAACAAAAGAGAGAGUCCCACACGGAACAUACUUAUAUCUCUACAACAAAAUACAGCUACAUUCCACUGGCCUCCUGCUAUAUUCCCUGCGAGAAGGUCCGCCUCUGCCCAGCAGCCCUGGAAGAACUAAAAUCAACCGAGGAACUUUUAGAAAAUUGUGAUAAGGUGGAAAAACCUUCUGUGAAGGAACGAUAUAAAAAGUUCCUUAGCCGUUUCGGUUCUCAUGCUAAUCAAGGGCCACUUCAUUUUGGAGGAAUAUACUGGUGGACAGCUUCAUCCCGGGGGUUUAAACAGGAGAUGAUGGAAAAAGUUAAAAAGGAAACCACAAGCGCUUUAAAUGCUUCAGUGGAUGUAAGUUAUUCUGGUCUCUUUUCAGCAUCAGCUGAUAUCACAAAAACAGAUUCCAAACAAUCCUCUACCAAAAAUGAGACAAAAAAGUUUGAUAAGAACAUUGAACUCUCUGUCACAAAAACUGGAGGACCACCCACGGUGGACUCUCUCAAUGAAUGGAAAGCGGGACUUCAAGCCAGUAAUAAGACCUGGAGCGUGAUCGAUCGAGGUGUCCAUCUUAUUCCAGUCUGGGAUAUAAUACUGUCUGGCCACAAGGAAGAUUUUAAAGAUGUUUAUCAAGUAGCAAAAGAUCUAAAAAACACCUACGCAUCGGCGACUGGUCUACACUACAGUUUGCCAAUUGGUGAAAAUGUUUCCACUGCCGUGAAUGAAGCCAACUCAUUUUUCUCACAGCUGGAGUCUUGGCAGGGUCAUCCAACACAGCAGCAAUUAAAGAAGUUGAUUGAUUUUAGACAACAUCUCAAUGAAAAGACCGGAAACUACAAUGUCUGGUUAAAUGUUUGCCUUCCCCAUGAAGAAUUAAGAGGUUUCUUAGGAAGAGUUCUGGAAUUUUACAGUCAAACACCUAGAGAAGAUGAAUCCGUCAUUCGUUCCAUGUUGAAAUGUCUUCUUCAAAACAUUGAAUGUUCAAGUGACCAUGAAGAGUCAUACGCAGAUAUAAUUAAAUGGAUUCACCAGUCUAAGAAAGAGCAACACGUCUUGCUUGACGUCUCUGAUUUUUCAGCUUUGAUAGAACGGAUGUCCAAGGCAAAAGAAGACCUACACGUUCAUGCAACUGAUGAUGAUGAUGAGGAAACCACAACUAAACUUUCAGUUAUCAUUAAUUCUUACCUUCAAUCUUUUUUUAAAACAUUGAGACGCAUGGAACAAAAAGAAGAGGAGCUUUUGGUUGUUUGUGUUGCGAGCUGUGUGGGAUACUCAUGGCAGAAUCAAUAUUUCCAGCAGAGUCUUGGAAUGCAAGAGGUCAACUUCUUGGUUGAAAAGAUGCAGUAUUUAUUCCAGGAAUAUAAGAAUGUCAAAGACAUCAAAGCAUACAGAGGGCAGGCCUUGAUACUGGCAUCAGGACUCACACUGGGUGACGAGGGCAGUAGGCCCAGGUCUGCUGCACAAAAAAAGGAAUUUCUCAAUUUUAUGUUGGAGAACAUAAGAAAUACCCUGGAACCAGAGAUUCUGACUGUUCUACAGAAGCAUAGUGAACUUUUUGACUUGCAAUCUUUAAUUGCUGACAUGAACCAUUUGUACAUGGGAAAACCUGAAGCCAUUGUCAAUGAAACUACAGAAAGCCAAGUACAUACAUUAAAAUCUGUAAUUGUAUCAACAACUGAACCUCAAGAACAACCAACCAUUGACGGUGUAGAAAUUAAUACUUCCAAUGAAAAUGUUCAUAGACUCAUGAAAACAUUGGGCCUAGACCAAUAUUACCCUAAAGGUUUGAACAGAAGGAACUUUCAUGUAGUUCACAAAUCUCUGCAGAUUCAUCCAGAGAAGGAGACUGAGCUCCCUUGGCGGCUUAUGCAAAUGCUGAUGAGUUUAGAUUAUCGCUUUAGGUACCUGGUGUGCAGGAACACUGAUGAUGUCAGCAAAGCUGAAAAUGUAAUGAACCCUGAAGACGAGGUUAGCACCUUUGACACAGUUGAUGAGCUAUUUGAUUUCUGUUCCACAGAAGAGACACACAUGGUUCAGCCUGAGGUAAAGGUGAUUCACCCCAUGGACCUGUUGCUGGCCGUCUACUACUGUGCAGAUGACAUGAUGAGGCAAUAUAUUUUUACCAAGUUGUCCAUGUGCCAGUUUGCGCUGCCACUUAUAGUGCCAAGGCCUUAUGACUCCACGGUAGAAAUACCUCUGUGGGCUUUCAGGCAGGUCGAUAAGAGUAUUUUGGACACUGAUGUACCAGAAGUUGUGAAGCAUAAAGAAAAGCUGAUCUGCCAAAGUGAUUUUCCCGUCAUCUCUUUCACCCGGUUUGGAACAUCUUCAUUUUCAAAAUCCCAGAUUCUGAACAAUCUGCUGAGCAAGCACAAACAUGAUAUAUUCUAUCACAGGAACUGUGAAGGCAGCGUGAAGGAUCGCGUUCUGGUCGAUGGACUUACUGAGAUCUUCUGGUUUUGCCCAAGCGGGAAGGACACGGACCAGUUUAAGAAAGUCACUGCCUUUGUGAACCUCCGUGGAGAUGCCUGGAGUCAUACCAAGCAAGCUGCACUUUUACAAGAGAUUUCAUCCAUAAAUGUCAUCCUGCUCUCAAAAUCUGAUCGGCAGCCGCAAGGGAGUGAUUUGUUAAAAAAACUAAAAGAGAAACCACUGAUAAUUCUUUUGCCAGACAACGAGGCUUCGAAGAACGUACACACAGAAAGCAAACAGGUGAUAAUUGGACUAAAAAACCAAAAUGAAGCGAAAGUCUUGAAGGAGCUAACUGAAUCUCUCCGCCGUUUGUUGGCUCGGUAUUCCAAGCCUUGUAACCUUGAACUCUGCGCUGAAAUAGGUCGUCGGAAUGGGUUCCUGGUGGAUGAAGACAGCAAGGAAUGUACUGAGGGCAAAUCCCACGCUCAGAAGAUUAUGUCACUUUUGAAGCAAAAAGAUCUUCUGAAGUCCAAGGAUGAAUUGUUACCUCUUUCGGGUCAGCUCUGGCAUUCCUGGUGCAAAAAAGACAGAGAGUUGACGCGACUGCAGAACAAGAUGAAUCGAAGCAUUGAGCAACACUGUAGUGACAUUGAGAUGGAUAAAAUGUUAUUCAGGAAGAAACAGAUAGAAAAAGCAAAUCAGAAUGAAUUCAUGAAAGUCUUCAUCAAUCAGUUGCGAUCUCUUACAAAGACAACCAAACUAUUCUUCUUACAGUGGCUAAAAAUCUACAUUGAUGACUUGUGCGGUGACCGCGUGAUGGAACUACGGGACGAGUACAACAGACUGUGGAGUCAACUUCAGUCAGAGCAAACGGAGGACAAAGAUUUGAUGAACACAGUACAGGAAGACCUGGAGUCUCUCUCGGAUAAGAUGAACGCCUGUAUGUUUGGUCUUGAGCAUAUCCUUCGAGAAGUCGGACAGACAUACGAAGCUCUCUAUGACUUGCAACAUCAAGAUGACUGCUUCCAUGAGCUGCCUAAAAUUGCUGCCGACAUGAUGGUUUCUGGAUACCCCAUUGAGCUGAUGGACGGCGAUGCUUGCUAUGUGCCCUUGAAGUGGAUAAAAGCUGUCCUAGGAGAAUUAAAUAAAAUCAUAGGAGAUAAGAAGAUAUUUGUUCUAUCUGUACUUGGGGUUCAGAGUUCGGGUAAAUCAACUCUGCUCAACACCAUGUUUGGUCUGCAGUUUGCCGUCAGUGCUGGCAGAUGUACCCGGGGAGCUUUCAUGCAGCUUAUUGAAAUUGCAGACGAGCUCAGGAAAGACUUGGGCAUUGAUUAUAUCCUUGUUAUUGACACCGAAGGCCUGCGAGCCAUGGAGCUGACCAGCAAAGUAACCUUGAAUCAUGACAAUGAACUAGCAACGUUUGUUAUAGGCGUGGGCAACAUGACACUGAUCAACGUCUUCGGUGAGAAUCCUUCUGACAUCAAAGACAUUCUGCAAAUUGCUGUCCAGGCGUUCCUGAGAAUGAAACGGGUAAAGCUCUCCUCAAGCUGCCUCUUUGUUCACCAGAAUGUUGGAGACUUAACCGCUAAAGAUAAAAAUAUGGAAGGGCGUCGCAACCUUCAGAUGGAACUAGACAAAAUGACUGCUCUGGCCGCUGAACAUGAACAGUGCAACAUUCAGCGCUUCGGCGAGGUCAUCAGAUUCGAUUCAAAAAUUCACAUUUAUUAUUUUGCUCAUCUGUGGGAAGGAAACCCUCCGAUGGCUCCCCCUAACCCGCACUACAGCGAGGAUGCUCAAAAAGUCAAAGACGUCAUACUGAGUAUGCAAAAAGAUCCCCACAGCAUUCUGAACGUUUCAAAGCUCAUUGUCCGCAUAGAGGACCUUUGGUCAGCUUUGAGAAAUGAGAACUUUGUGUUUAGUUUUAAAAACACCUUGGAAAUUUCUGCCUACAGCAAGGUGGAGAACAAGUACAGAAACCUGACAUGGCAGCUGAGGCGCAGUUUUCUGGAACUCCAGACCAGAUUGAACAACAAAAUUAAGAAGGGUGAGAUUGGCUCCGUCAGCCAAAAUGCUGUGGAGAAAGAGGUGACCGACACAUUCGACUCUAUUAAAGAAGAGUUUGAAAGAUUUUUUAAUGAAGAUAAGGACAGAGAGAUACUGAUCCAGUGGAAAGCCAACACUGAAAACAGAUUAAAAAGCCUAUACACGGAGCUUGUAGAAGAAACCAAAAGGCAAGGAAUGGAACGCAUCAGCCUGAAAAAGAGUCAGAGACGAGUGGAGCAGAGGCAGACGGGGUACGAGGACGAAUUGUUUAGCAAAAGUAAACAGUUGGCGCUUGAUAUUAAAGAUGAUGGUCUAGAUGAAUCUCAACUAAGUAGCCACUUCAACCUCCUGUGGCAAGAAUGGGUCGCUGAAAUAAAUGCCACUGCCCCACAUACAGAAAAACCCCACAUAAUCGCUGACGCAGAGGAUGUCCUGUUGGGGUACUUUAGGUGCGAGCAGAGUUUUAAUGAUAAACUUAACCAGUUCAGUAGAUGGACUUCAUUCACCAUUGAUUUCUCAAAGCAUGCUACAGGCAAAAAAGGUAUGUUAUUAUUGCGCCACACACUAAAUGAAUCUGAUAAGAAACAGAUUGGGCAAAUGUUCAGUAACCUGGUUGGAGACGUUAAUGCCUAUCUGGAUCGAAAACGGAAAGAAAGGGUAGAUUAUAAUCAAAUGUACUUUCAUGAGAUAAUUAAUGAAGUAUCUGUCUCUGUUAACAACAUCAAUUCUGACGCAUCAAGGAAGUUUACACUGACCAAUUUGUUCAAGUUCGAGGUGUCCUUGCAUCUCCUUGGUUUGGCGGUGCCCAUCUUUGAAUCCAUGCAUGAGACAUUUCAGAGAGCCAACAAUCCCAUUGUAACUCUUGACAACAACCGUGAAGAGUUUUUCAACUGUUUCAGAAUCUCUUGCCAAGGCGCUGCCUCCAUCAAAACAUUUUCUGACUUCCUGUGUACGAAGAUCGUGGAAGCCAUGCUUCCAACACUGUAUGAUAGAACAGCUCUGGCAAUUGUUGACGAGAUGACGUGUAACUUUCCAGCCUUCAGUGGCAACCGCUCCAAACUGGAGAACUACAUUUUGAUGGACUUAGCUGAGCAGGAAGACUUUGAACAAUACAGGGAAUAUAUUCACUUCCCAAAGAGGUUUUUCAAAAGCUUUAUAGAGAAAUGCGUUAGUGAUUACUGUCUGGGCAACGAUCCACCGAGAAUGAAGCGUUUCCUGCAGAUCAGUCUUGAUUAUUUCCGCAAAAACGUUCUUGAAAGCAUCAUUAAAUCCACCAAAUUUAAGAAUGAAAGCGGCAACAUGUCUGACUGGCUAGACGCCUUCUACGAAAGAAUCGAGGAUCUUGUGACUUUUUCAAGAGCAGAUUUAAAGAGCAUUGAGCACCAGGAGAUCCAGGACACCCAGUUCUUUCAGGAAGUCAUGUGCAAUGCUUGGGAUACUGCCAUUGAGAAUGUUCAAAAAGGCUUGGCAACCAUCAACUUUGACUCUUUUGAGAAGAAGCCUCAUGAAAUACUUAUUGAGCAGCUCUGCGGCUGCUGGGAACAGUGCCCGUUCUGUAGAGCAAUAUGCACCAACACAAUCCCCGGCCAUGAUGGCGAUCACUCUGUGGCUUUCCAUCGUUCCCAGGCAAUUAAUGGCAUGCCGUGGGUGAAUACCGAUGAAUUCGUCACAGAGAUAUGUUCAACCCUUGUGAGCUCAGAUUCCUGCCUGGUUGUAGACAGAGGAACUCAAAUUCCUUACAAAUAUUACAGAAGGAUUGGCCCAAAUUAUGCCAACUGGAGCAUCACUCAAGACGUGUCUUCUCCGCUCUACUGGAAGUGGUAUGUGUGCAAGUUCCGUACAAACCUGCAAGAGGACUAUGGCUUGAAGUUUGAAUGUAGAGGAGCAAUUCCACCCCAGUGGGAGACUAUCACUAAAGAAGACGUGAUCGCCAGCUUGAGGGACCUUUAA